AUGCCCGAAGAACCAGUCCAGGGAAUCCAGUCGGCCGCCAUGUUCGUGGACCCCAUGACGGGCCACUUACCAGCCACCACAGACACCCCUGGCUUUCUAGCUCGUCCCAAGGGCGACAUCAACCCCCAGAAGAAGGCCGACAAAAUGGUCCCACUGCACGUUCUGUGGUUCUUCUCACACCAGGCCAUUGUUGGCACUGGAGCUUGCUAUUUUGCGCUAUUCUUCAUGGGCCUGUGCAACUGUAAGCUCGCCAGAGGCCUCUAUCGAAUCUUCUUUCUGGCGUGUAUCUCCGCCUACUACACGUCCAUCUACCGAAAGUACGGAGGCCAGCGACCCUCACGAUACGUGCUGCUUCAAACAGAUACAUUCCAGUACCUUCUGAUGGCCCUGCUGUUUCUCAUUUCGCGACGCAGCAUCUUCAAGUUGUUCCCCUUCUUCAUGUACUCAGUGAUGCAUGUCGCUGAGACUCUGCGACGACGAGUGCUGAAGCGAGACUCGCCAUUGGCCCACCAGCUCAACGAUAAUAUCCUCAAGUUUGAGGCCCCCAUCCAACGCAUUGUCGCCGACUCUGAGAUUCUUAUUCUUCUCAGAAUCCUCCUUAACGCUAUUUUGUUUAGACAGGGCGCUGCCGUAUGUCUGCUCAUCUAUGUUGUCAUCUUCAGACUGCGAGUUGCCUACUCGCCGCCAAUCCAGGAGUCUCUCAAGCGGCAGGAGGAGCGAAUCGACGACGUGGUCGCUCAGUCAUGGGUCCCUGAACCCGUCAAGAAGCACUGGGGCCGAUUCAGAGACCUCGUCGACAACUACGAGCACUCGCGACUAACAUCACUCCACGACGAUCCUGAUGAUGAUCUCGUGGAGGUGCAUUCUGACGAGGAGGGCUACGACCAGAAUGAGGACCCUGAUGAUAUUCGAAACGUGCCUAAGAAGAAGACUGUUAAGAGACGAGCUGAUCUCGACGAGAAUGACAAAAAGGAGUAA
Yarrowia lipolytica CLIB122 is the source of this 978-nucleotide messenger RNA. RefSeq lists its product as uncharacterized. Gene Ontology annotation, biological process: membrane organization; endoplasmic reticulum tubular network organization. Lineage: Eukaryota; Fungi; Ascomycota; Dipodascomycetes; Dipodascales. Gene Ontology annotation, cellular component: membrane; endoplasmic reticulum. The record is from RefSeq and is a predicted model, not a curated record.